AUGGGCGGCAAACCCAGCACCCCAACAGGCAGCACAGCUUCUGCGGCAGGUCCCAUCAAGCCUCCACAGGUGCAGUUCUACCUGCGCAACCUGCGACGACUCGAGGAGGAGGUGCUGCCUGAGGAGGAGCGCAAGGUGCAGCUCAUCGAACAGCAGGCCAAGAUUCCGAUCGACGGAGAUGAAGGUGCACCGGCGGAGGCGAAAGAAAAGGAUGGCGAAGAUGGAAAUGGAAACGGAACGAGUGGGAACAACAAGAUCACAGAGGCAGAGCGGAGGGAAAAGGAGCGUCUCCUGGCCUACGAGGGGUUGAUGCGAAAGCUGGUAGAGACGGACGGCUACAGUGCAGACGAUGACGAUCUCCGCCGGAAACGAAAGGAAGUUGUUGCCAGUAUCCAGAGCCUCAUGGACCGCCUGGAAGCCCUGCGUCCUCCUUCGUGA
Acanthamoeba castellanii str. Neff is the source of this 438-nucleotide messenger RNA. RefSeq lists its product as uncharacterized. Gene Ontology annotation, molecular function: protein-folding chaperone binding. Lineage: Eukaryota; Discosea; Longamoebia; Acanthamoebidae. The record is from RefSeq and is a predicted model, not a curated record. The transcript has a single exon. Bases 1 to 438 code for a protein of 145 amino acids.